CACUAUCUUUCUCAACAUUCCUCUUCAAUUCAACUUUCUCUCUCUUGUUCUUUGCUUUCUCUUUCUCUGCUCCACUUUAUCUGCAUCCAUGGCUUUUCCUAAAGCUUUUCUUGGCUGGAUCUGUCUGGCUUUUGUGAUACUUCAUCUUGCAGAUGGAGGAGAAGAGAAUGGUGGAUCUAAGCUCGUCGAUUCUACUCAGCCAUCGUCUCUCUUGGCAAAAAUAGACUGUAAUGGUGAAUGCAGCAGGAGAUGUCAGCUAUCAUCAAGGCAGAACCUAUGCAAAAGAGCCUGUGGGACCUGUUGUGUUAGGUGUAAUUGUGUGCCGCCAGGUACUUCGGGAAAUGAGGAGCUGUGUCCAUGCUACAAUAACAUGACCACCCAUGGUGGCAGAAAGAAGUGUCCUUGAGGAUUUCAUGCCUCCUUUGCAUUCCAUAAAUAUGUUCAUCAUUGUUACUUAUAAUUUGUAUCAAAAA
Phalaenopsis equestris is the source of this 473-nucleotide messenger RNA. Its product is annotated as gibberellin-regulated protein 11-like. The record is from RefSeq and is a predicted model, not a curated record. Lineage: Eukaryota; Viridiplantae; Streptophyta; Magnoliopsida; Asparagales; Orchidaceae. The transcript has 3 exons. The coding region runs from base 89 to 406 and encodes 105 amino acids.